CCAGUAAAAAGGGAAAAAAGGAAGCAGAAAAGGAAAAGAGAAAGAAACAAGGAAGAGAGAAGAUCAGGAAAUUCAGAAGAAAUAGCAGGAGACAAGCAAGAGCAACUAACAAGAGAAUCUAGUAAUAGAAAGGGAAAUGAAGACAAAGAUAAGAGGUACAGAGAUGAAGGUAAAACGGAAGAAGAUAAGAAAAGAGAGAAAGAAGAGGAGAAGAAAACAGGGCAAUGUGGAAAAAUAAAAGAAAAGCUAAGAGACAAGAAUAGGCAGGAGCAAAAGGGAAUUCAUGAAAAAGAGAAAUACUGA
This is a messenger RNA of Entrophospora candida, 303 nucleotides long. NCBI's taxonomy places the organism in Eukaryota, Fungi, Glomeromycota, Glomeromycetes, Entrophosporales, Entrophosporaceae. The record is from the annotation of a GenBank genome assembly.